Molecule: messenger RNA, 2655 nt
Organism: Papaver somniferum (opium poppy)
Lineage: Eukaryota; Viridiplantae; Streptophyta; Magnoliopsida; Ranunculales; Papaveraceae
Product: wall-associated receptor kinase 2-like
Exons: 6
Coding region: 1-2655 (884 amino acids)
Biological process (GO): cell surface receptor signaling pathway; protein phosphorylation
Cellular component (GO): plasma membrane
Molecular function (GO): ATP binding; polysaccharide binding; protein serine/threonine kinase activity
Source: RefSeq, a predicted model, not a curated record
AUGUACUGCAACUUGAUCGAAAAGCUCUCAGGGCUAACCCUAACAUCAUCAACAACUCCAUUGCCACAGUCGAAGCCUGGAUGCGAAGCCAAAUGCGGUAACGUCGCAAUUCCAUACCCAUUUGGUAUAGGUCCCAGCGAGAACGGGUGUUCCUUUACCGGAGACGGACUACAGCUCUACAACAUCACAUGCAAUACAUCUUUUAACUCUCCAAAACCGUUCUUAUGGCUUGGUACAAACCUGACUUCAGGUAAAAUUAAUAUGAUUGAACUGAUAGGUAUAUCAGAUAACGAAGUGCGUGUAAAGAAAUCACCAGCUACACUGUGUUAUGAACAGAAAACUGGCAAUGUUACCCUAGACGAAUCCACAAAUUUUUUGAGUACCAGAAAUACCCCAUUUACAAUUUCAUCAACCAAGAACAAAUUAUUCGGGAUUGGUUGUUAUUCCAUGGGGUUCAUUUUUGAGCCAAAUGUUAACUUCAGUACAAGUUGCGUCACGAGUUGUGAAACUAAAGAAAAUAUUGUAGAUGGGUCUUGUUCUGGAAGUGGGUGUUGUCAAGUAGAAUUACCUAAAGGAAUCAAGAGGUUUCUAAACUAUGCUGAUUCUUUAAACGCAACAAAGGAGAGUGUAUCCUUCAAUCCUUGCAGUUACUCAUUCAUAGGUGAGUCUGAUAACUACACAUUUAAUGCUUCAGAUAUAUUAGGUACAAAUUUUCGUACCAAAGGGGCAAAUAUUCCGAUAGUGCUCGAUUGGGCUAUUGGUAACAAGACGUGCGAAGAAGCUCAAAAAGAUAUGUCUACGUUUGCCUGCCAAAAAGAUAGUAAUUGUAGCAAUUCGGACAAGGUUCCUGGAUAUUCUUGCACUUGCAACACGGGUUUCAUGGGGAACCCAUAUCUAAGCCCUGGAUGCCAAGGUAUUGGAUUAGGGUUCUUAUUUCUUAUCGUUGCCAGUUCUUUGGUAUACUUGAGCGUAAAAAGAAAUAAGUUAAAUGAACUUAAAGAGAAGUUCUUUCGGCAAAAUGGUGGUAUAUUGUUGAAACAACAACUAUCAUCAUACGAAGGUGGGUCGCAGGCUACAAAAAUCUUUACAGCAGAAGAAUUAAAAGCAGCGACUAAUAAUUAUAGUGAUAAACUGAUCCUUGGUAAGGGAAGUUUUGGAACAGUUUAUUUGGGAACUUUAUCUGAUAAAAGUGUAGUUGCCAUCAAAAAGUCAAAAGUAAUUGAUGAGAGCCAAAUUGAACAAUUCAUUAAUGAGCUUGUUAUUUUAUCUCAAGUUAACCAUCGAAAUGUGGUUAAGGUGUUGGGAUGUUGUUUGGAAUCCGAGGUUCCGCUGCUUGUGUACGAGUAUAUUUCAAAUGGCACCCUCUUCCAACACAUCCAUAACAAGGUAGACGGAAAAUCGUCAUCUUCCCUUUCUUGGAAAAUCCGUUUGAGGAUUGCAACUGAGAGUGCAGGAGCACUUGCAUAUUUGCACUCAGCGGCUUCUAUACCCAUCAUUCAUAGGGAUAUUAAGUCCGCCAACAUACUUUUAGAUGAAAAUUACACCGCAAAAGUAUCAGAUUUUGGAGCAUCAAGGUUGAAUACACUAGGCCUAACCCAAAUAGAUACACUAGUUCAGGGGACGUUAGGGUAUUUAGAUCCGGAGUACUUUGAAACUAGCCAAUUGACAGAUAAAAGCGAUGUUUAUAGUUUUGGGGUAGUUCUUGUCGAACUCUUAACAGGAGAAAUGCCCAUUUCUCCAAAUCGAUCACUAGAACAAAGAAGUCUAGGUUCAUUUUUCCUUUAUACAAUGGAAAGGAAUGACGUCUUUAAGCUUAUUCAACCUCAAGUAGCGAACGAAGGGAGGCGUGAACAUGUUAUUGCAGUUGCAGAGCUUGCAAGGAGAUGCCUCAGUAUGGAGGGUGGAGGAAGACCUACAAUGAAACAAGUUGCUGCAGAGCUGGAAAGCUUGAGUAAAUCAGAAAUACAACUAUCUGGAGUUAAUUAUCAACCGAGCCAGGAAUUAAAGCCCAAAGUAUUCAAUGAUGAACCAACAGAUCUCUACUAUGUACCUAUAAACUCUUACACCACUGGUGAUUCUGGUCAAUGCAGUAGUAUGGAAAAAGAUGUGUUCAAGCCGAUGAACAUGCUCAGGUGGUUACCUACUUCGUCAAUGUUUGUGGAUGUAUGGCUUGGAUUUAUCAUUGCUUUUACAACCCUGUGGUACGAGGGAACUUUGGUUCUCUUUAGAUUUGAAAUUCCAGGUGAAACUCGUCAUAGAAGGAAGCCAGAAAUCAGCAAUGAUACACCUCCUAAAGCACAGAAAAUUGCCCAAAAGAUGUUUGAGAAAUCGGCUGAGAGAAAAUACAAGGAAAUGAAUGGUGCAGUGGCUGUGAAUCUACUAAGAUGUUACAAUGCUUUGCUGUCAAAGAAAGUACAAGUAAAAUCCAAUCACCGGAACGAUGAAUGGUUAAAGGGAGACAAAAUGACAUUGGCGACAAAAAUGAUCGAUAAGAGAGCCUCAAAUGUGGUGGCCUGGUAUGUUUAUCUAUCAGCACCACUCAAGCCCGGCUCACUAGUUAUUUAUCAUCAAAGAGAAGUGAGAAACUUUCAAGCAGCAACUACAGGCGAGAGGUGUAUUGUUAUCAACAACACCAUACUUCGAAGCCGAGAAUAA